AUGCAACUAUCCCUCGCCGUAUUGGCUGCGGCUGUCAGUCAGGCCGUCGUUAGUACGGCUUCCACCUUAACACCGCCCGUGCUACCCUUGAUCGUGCGGAAUCCCUACCUUAGCACCUGGUUGGGAAAUGCUCGUGAGGCUCCUUGGGCCAAGUGGCCCAUGUUCUAUACUGGAGAGGAGGUUGGCCUUGCAUUGAUGGCCCACGUGCCCAGCCAGGGAAUCGUUUAUCCUCUACUUGGAAAGCCGCAGGAUUCUUUGGCUUCAAAUGCUGGGUAUCAAGUGCAAUACCCUGAUUACCUGGGACACAACUACGACGCCUCUACAACCAACUUUACGUAUCGUAUUGACACUGGUGCUGCGAAAACACUUGACAUCAUGGUCUCUUUUCUCUCGCCCAUCACGCCGACCUCGACUUUGCGACAGUCGAUUCCGGCUUCCUAUGUGACGAUCGACGUACAGGGCAACGUCGAUGUCAAUGUAUAUAUGGAUAUCGAUGGGCGAUGGGUAAGUGGAGACGGAGGUAGUCGUCUCAAUUGGCAGUGGGACGCGCUAGAGGUCGAGGAUGAAACGAACAACAAGAGCAACAACAAGAAACAAAAGUCCGGCCUUCAACGGUGGCAGAUUCGCCGAGAUUCAGAGCUUGACUUGUCUGAAAUCCGCGAUCGUGCCGAAUGGGGCACUCUGCAUUUCACUGGACCUGACGAUGUGUGGUAUGAGUCCGGAGAAGCAUCACAGGUGCGACGGCACUUUGCGAAAAGCGGAGCCUUGCGCAACUCGAACGAUGGUCAAUUACGAGCCAUUCGUGAUCGGUCGCCCGUCUUCGCUUUCUCCAAAUCCUUCAAGCUCGCUCAAUCAGAGCGGCACUCUCAAAGUGUCACAUUUACCGUGGCUCUUAUCCAGGUUCCUGUAGUUCAGUUUGCUGCUGCUCGUGGGCUCACUAUGAUGCGGCCUCUUUGGGAGUCAUGGUUCCCAUCUACCGAGCAGCUGCUGAACUUCCACUACAAUGACCACGCCGCAGCAAGUGCCUUGGCAUCCAACUACUCUGCGCAACUGGCCAAGGACGCUUAUCUCUCCGGAGCGGAGGACUAUGUAGACAUUGUUGCUCUCAGUGCACGACAGGUGAUGGGCGCCACCCAAUUCUCGGGCACCCCAGACGACCCUAUCCUGUUCCUGAAGGAGAUCUCUUCCAACGGGAAUUUCCAAACUAUUGAUGUUAUCUUCCCGUCAUUCCCGUUCUUCCUGUACACUAACCCUCGCUGGCUGGCGUACCUCCUGGAGCCACUGAUCGAGCACAUGCUCAGCGGACAAUACCCCAACACCUAUGCCAUGCACGACCUGGGCACCCACUUCCCCAACGCCACCGGCCACCCUGAUGGCAACGAUGAAUAUAUGCCCGUGGAGGAGUGUGGUAACAUCCUGAUCAUGGGCCUCGCCAUUGCCAAUUCGCUUCAGUACGAGGAUAGCUCCGAGGCCUCUUCCAUUUGGUCUGCACAGGGUGAGCCGAGAUCAAAGUUUUCGAUGCUGAACUCGGGUCUAUUCCCUCUCGAUGACCUCCAAGUCAUGUCCGGUAUUGGUUACCAAGACAGUAGAUGGGGCGGAGGUGUAGAAGGCCGGACUCUUGCGAAGAAAUGGGUGCGGCGAAGUUACCGCCUCUGGAAGCAAUGGACUGGCUACCUGGUCGAGUUCUCCUUGGAACCCGCUAACCAGCUGUCCACUGAUGACUUUGCUGGCUGGCUGGCGCUUCAAACCAACCUAGCUCUGAAGGGCAUCGUCGGCAUCAACGCCAUGAGCAAGCUAUCUGAGCUGAUCGGUGACAAAGAGGAUGCGUCUUACUUCAAGAAAACCGCCGACAAAUAUAUCGCCAAAUGGGAAGAGUUCGGCAUGUCGCGCGAUGGCUCCCACGCCAAAGUCGCCUACGACUGGUAUGGUUCCUGGACAACAAUCUACAACCUAUACGCGGACGCCCAGCUAUGCUUCCACCUAGACAACACAAACCACACCACCUCCUCCUCUCCAUCAUCCAACACCAAACCCCCCGGCUUCGUCCCACGACACAUCUACCAAAAGCAAUCAGUUUGGUACCACUACGUGCGCCAAAAAUACGGCCUCCCCCUCGACAGCCGCCACCUCUACACAAAAACAGACUGGGAAUUCUUCUCCAUGGCCGUGGCAUCCACGCCCGUGCGCACCGAGAUCCUCGAAUCCGUCGCGCGGUGGGUCAACGAAACGGUCACCGAUCGACCCUUCACGGACCUGCAUAAUACCGAAGGCGAUGGGAAUUUCCCGGGUCCGAAUUUUUUUGCCCGCCCUGUUAUUGGUGGGCAUUUUGCGUUUUUGGCGCUGGAGCGUGCGUGUGGGGGUCGGGCGAUGCCGGGAUUGUCGUUUCUGGACGAUGUUGAUGAGGAGACGUUGCGUGGGUGGGAGGGUGUUGCGGAGGCUGCGGCGAGCGAGUUCAUGAGGCCUUGGAGGUUGCAUCAUGGUGAUGAUGAGCUUUGA
Messenger RNA from Penicillium daleae, 2496 nucleotides. Its product is annotated as putative glutaminase. The record is from RefSeq and is a predicted model, not a curated record. The transcript is spliced from 5 exons. The coding region runs from base 1 to 2496 and encodes 831 amino acids. NCBI's taxonomy places the organism in Eukaryota, Fungi, Ascomycota, Eurotiomycetes, Eurotiales, Aspergillaceae.